UCUGAUUAAUUUAUAUAAAAAAAUUGAAUUUUCUUGUAUUAUAAAUAUUUAAAAAUGGCAACUAAAAAUAUAAACAAUAAUUGUAAUAAUAAUGAUAGAGUUGUACCAUCAUUUAUAUCUUCAAAUAGUUAUUAUGGUUAUGUAGCACCGGUAUUAAAAAAUAAUAACAAUGAUUGUCAACAAGAAUCAUGUGUACCAGAUGUACAAUUUUUAAAUAAUGGUGAACGAGUCAUUGAUGCUAAUAAUUAUAACAACAACAAUGACAAUAAUAAUAUCAAUAACAAUACAUCAAUGUUUAUGUUAAAUAAAAUACCGGUACAAAAUAAUAAUAAUGAUUGUAAUGGUAAUAAUUAUUUUUUGAAUAAAUCAUCAGCAAUGGAAACUGAUGAUAACGAUAAUGGUUUUAAUAAUAAUCAUUUGAUUAAUAAUACAAUACCAGAUUUUGAAAGAUACAAAAAUCGUAAAAGAAAUAAUACUGAUGAUCUCAUGAUGAUAUUUGAACAAACAAAUGGACAGUUUAAAAAAUUUAAACAAGGCGGUUGUAACAAACAGAUAUGUGUUGCAAGAAGAGGAUCGUCACAGAUGCAUAAUGUCUCGUCACCAUUAUGUUUAAUAGUUAAUGGUUAUUGUAAAAAAUCAAAUAGCAAUAAUAUUAAAUUAAUAUAUAAAAAUAAUAUUGGUAAGGAAUUGAUAAAUAGUGCCUCAAAUAAUCAUGUUGAUUAUGAGGAAAUGUUAAUGGAAACACAUGGUUGUACCACUUAUCAUUAUCAUACACAACAACAAAUACACAAUGAUGAAUUUUAAAUUAACAUUUCAAUCAUUCAUAUAUUAUACUAAUUAUUAUCAUGGUUUUUAUAUAUUAUUAUUAAAUUGAU
Molecule: messenger RNA, 875 nt
Organism: Aphidius gifuensis
Lineage: Eukaryota; Metazoa; Arthropoda; Insecta; Hymenoptera; Braconidae
Product: GATA zinc finger domain-containing protein 15-like
Exons: 2
Coding region: 55-804 (249 amino acids)
Source: RefSeq, a predicted model, not a curated record